Messenger RNA from Ceratina calcarata, 1381 nucleotides. RefSeq names its product ribosomal protein L3 (gene RpL3). The record is from RefSeq and is a predicted model, not a curated record. Gene Ontology annotation, biological process: translation. Gene Ontology annotation, cellular component: cytosolic large ribosomal subunit; ribosome. Lineage: Eukaryota; Metazoa; Arthropoda; Insecta; Hymenoptera; Apidae. The coding region runs from base 72 to 1316 and encodes 414 amino acids. The transcript has 8 exons. Gene Ontology annotation, molecular function: structural constituent of ribosome; RNA binding.
ACUUCCUAUACCGAAGCUAUAUAAGCCGGAGUACAGGAAGCGAGUCCUCCAUUUUCAUCGUUGCAAGGAAGAUGUCUCACCGGAAGUUCAGUGCACCGCGUCAUGGAUCUAUGGGAUUCUAUCCCAAAAAGAGAUCCCAGAGGCAUCGUGGAAAGGUGAAGGCUUUCCCCAAGGAUGAUCCGAAUAAACCAGUGCAUUUGACUGCUUUUAUCGGUUACAAAGCCGGUAUGACCCAUGUCGUUAGGGAAGCUGAUCGUCCAGGGUCCAAGGUAAACAAGAAAGAGAUUGUGGAAUCAGUUACCAUACUGGAAACACCACCUAUGAUUGUCGUUGGUGUAGUUGGCUACAUCGAAACUCCACACGGUCUGCGUGCUCUUACUACUGUUUGGGCAGAGCAUUUGUCGGAGGACUGCCGCAGACGAUUUUACAAGAAUUGGUACAAGAGCAAAAAGAAGGCUUUUACGAAGGCAUCGAAAAAAUGGCAAGAUGAUCUUGGCCGUAAGUCGAUUGAAAGUGACUUCAAAAAGAUGAUGAAGUACUGCAAAGUUAUUCGAAUCAUCGCUCACACUCAGAUGAAACUGUUGAGACAACGUCAAAAGAAAGCCCACAUCAUGGAAAUUCAAUUGAACGGCGGUACCAUCGAACAAAAGGUACAAUGGGCUCGUGAGCAUCUGGAAAAACCGGUUCCGGUGAAUAACGUAUUCGCUCCGGACGAGAUGAUAGACGUGAUCGGUGUUACGAAGGGAAAAGGAUACAAAGGUGUUACAUCUCGUUGGCAUACGAAGAAACUGCCACGUAAAACGCAUAAAGGUUUAAGGAAGGUUGCUUGUAUCGGUGCUUGGCAUCCGAGCCGCGUGUCUUUCACCGUCGCGCGUGCCGGUCAAAAGGGAUACCAUCAUCGUACAGAAAUGAACAAGAAGAUCUACAGAAUCGGGCAAGGAAUACAUACUAAAGACGGCAAGAUCGUAAAGAACAACGCCUCGACCGAGUAUGAUCUUACCGAGAAGACUAUCACUCCCAUGGGAGGAUUCCCUCAUUACGGUGAAGUGAACAACGAUUUCAUCAUGAUCAAGGGUUGCUGCAUGGGACCGAAGAAACGUGUCAUCACGUUGCGUAAGUCGUUGCUGGUACACACGAAACGAUCCGCGCUGGAGAAGAUCAAUCUUAAGUUCAUCGACACCAGCUCCAAAUUCGGACAUGGUCGCUUCCAGACUGCGGCUGACAAGGCUUCGUUCAUGGGUCAGCUUAAGAAGGAUCGCAUCCGUGAGGAGCAAGCGCAAGCAACUACUUCUGCACCGUCAGCUGCGACCGCGUAAUACAAUUAUCAAUAUAAGGAAUUCCUUAUUCGAUGAACAAUAAAAAAACUUAAAAAAAAAAAUUA